Messenger RNA from Diplodia corticola, 1134 nucleotides. RefSeq names its product glucosamine-6-phosphate deaminase. Gene Ontology annotation, molecular function: glucosamine-6-phosphate deaminase activity; identical protein binding. The record is from RefSeq and is a predicted model, not a curated record. Gene Ontology annotation, cellular component: cytoplasm. Gene Ontology annotation, biological process: carbohydrate metabolic process; N-acetylneuraminate catabolic process; N-acetylglucosamine catabolic process. NCBI's taxonomy places the organism in Eukaryota, Fungi, Ascomycota, Dothideomycetes, Botryosphaeriales, Botryosphaeriaceae. The transcript has 4 exons. Bases 1 to 1134 code for a protein of 377 amino acids.
AUGCUACCAGACGACGUAAAAAGCCUCUGGCUGCCCCGGACCGCGAGGUUGAUCGUCCGUGAAGACCCCCAGGCUGCGUCCAAGUAUAUAGCAGACUACGUUGUCGAGCGCAUCAAGGCCUUUGAGCCGACGCCCGAGAAGCCGUUCGUGCUGGGUCUGCCCACUGGCAGCAGCCCUGAGAUCAUCUAUAAACUGCUCGUGCAGAAGUACAAGAAUGGCGACGUCUCGUUCCGGAACGUUGUCACCUUCAACAUGGACGAGUAUGUGGGCAUCCCGCGUGAGCAUCCCGAGUCGUACCACAGCUUCAUGUACAAGCACUUCUUCUCGCACGUCGACCUGGACCCGGCCAACAUCAACAUCCUGAACGGCAACGCUCCAGACCUGGAGGCCGAGUGCCUGGCGUACGAGGAGAAGAUCAAGGCCGUCGGCGGCAUCGAGCUCUUCCUGGGCGGCAUCGGCGCCGACGGUCACAUCGCCUUCAACGAGCCUGGCUCCAGCCUGCAGUCGCGCACCCGCGUCAAGACGCUGGCCUACGACACCAUCCUGGCCAACUCGCGCUUCUUCGACAACGACGUCUCGCAGGUUCCCGCCAUGGCCCUGACUGUCGGUGUGGGCACCGUGCUGGAUGCCCGCGAGGUCGUCGUCAUCAUCACCGGGGCCCACAAGGCGCUGGCCCUGCAGAAGUGCGUCGAGGAGGGCGUCAAUCACAUGUGGACCCUGUCUGCCCUGCAGCAGCACCAGCACCCCAUGCUCGUCGUCGAUGAGGACGCCACGCUCGAGCUCAAGGUCAAGACGGUGCGCUACUUCAAGUCUAUCGAGAAGGUCGCCCGCCGCCUCGGCUUCGAGCAGAUGCUGCCCUCGGAGGCCCGCAUCUCAGCCAAGCGCAGCACCAUCCGCGAGGGCCUCAACAGCCCGCUCUCACCCAAGGCUGUCAAACCCCCGACCUUCCAAGUACCGAUGCUGGCCCCCAAUCCCAACCCCCAGAGCAUCAGCCGCAGCGUCACCCCCGAACCCGUCCUCGAGAGUAUGGCAAGCCGUAUCUCCCCCGUCGAGCCCUCCGUCGACAGCCUGAACAUCCCCGACGACGUGCCGUUGCAGCGUAUGGGUGCCCGCGUCGCGCCGUUGGCGGGUUAA